UGAGUUUCACUACAGAAUCUGAAAUUCCAGAGAAUGGGGUUGAAGAAGGGAGAAAUUCUUCACAUCCCAGACAAAAUUCCACUAAAACCCAGUGAACAACCAACGAUUGAUGUAUUUGCAUCAGUUAUAGAGCCGAAACUUACCAAUACUCUGGUAAAGAAGUUGAGUAAAAUUGCACCAAUGGAGAAUUACAGACACAUUAAGAGAGUUUGGAAGAAGAAAUCUGUGGGAGAAGGAGGAGGAGGGGAUUUCCAGUUGAUACUGAUUUUAUGCAUUGCUGGUGAGAAUGGUGGGAAUGAGUUGCUGCCAGAUGAUGUUGCCGAGUUGGUAAAUGCACACCAGUUGAGUCCUUUUAUUGCAAAAGUUCAUAAGUACGCCGCAAUAACAAAAGAAGAGUGGAUCGAGCAGUGCAAACUUUGGCCAACAUCUUAUCAUCCACCAACUUACAACAUUGAGGGCAUCACAGGGUUCAAUGAAGAGGAUUCAGAAUCAGUAUUCCAUUUCAUGAAGAUGGCUCUUGAGAUGACGGUAGUGGGUGGUCAGGGAGUAGUCAAUGCAGCAGUUAUAGUAGAUCCUUCAAUUAAGCAGGUGAUUGCUACUGCAAAUGAUCAAACAUGUCAGGCAUUUAGUGCAUCAGCUCUGGAUGCUAGGAAUCAAGAAUCAUAUGCUGGAGUUUCUUGUUUGUAUCCAUGGAAUUGGGCUGAGCAAAACUCUGCUGCAGCUGGAAGCAAAGAUUGCUCCUGGCAUCCUCUGCGACACGCGGCUCUUGUCGCCAUUGAACAGGCAUCCUCCAGGGAUAAGCGUCUAUAUCCUGGGUCGGAGGGUUUUGAAGAUCGAUCUGUUGAUCAAGUGGAUGGUACAAUGCCGAAAAGACAGAAAGUUGAUUUUGUGGAAGAUGGGAAGGUUCUGAAACCAGCUUGCUCUAAUGGUGGUUCUGAUGAAGGGGGUGAACGGCCUUAUCUGUGCACUGGGUAUGACAUUUUUGUUGCUUGGGAGCCUUGUGCAAUGUGUGCAAUGGCACUUGUUCAUCAAAGAAUUCGGCGCAUAUUUUAUGCUUUUCCGAAUCCUAACUGCGGUGCACUAGGCAGUGUUUACAGACUACAAGGGGAGAAAAGCUUGAAUCAUCACUAUGCAGUUUUUCGAGUUCUAUUACCCAAGGAGGAAUCCUCGGAUUCUAAAAUUGUAACAAAUUUUAAGAUACAGUAUUAACAAUGAAUGAUGGAAAAGCCGGAGUUUCUCGGUUUUCCCACAACAAACUCUAGCUAGUUGCUUUUUUACUUAUUGUUUCUGCAACAACAAAACUGCAUGGUCACACAUUUGUCAUCCAGCACUUCCUGCAAAUCCCCUUAGUCUUUGCAAAACAAUGCAGCAUUUGAUCUUGCAGAUGUAAGAACACAAGGG
Papaver somniferum (opium poppy) is the source of this 1401-nucleotide messenger RNA. Its product is annotated as tRNA-specific adenosine deaminase TAD3-like. The coding region runs from base 34 to 1209 and encodes 391 amino acids. The record is from RefSeq and is a predicted model, not a curated record. Gene Ontology annotation, molecular function: tRNA-specific adenosine-34 deaminase activity. Gene Ontology annotation, biological process: tRNA wobble adenosine to inosine editing. The transcript has a single exon. Gene Ontology annotation, cellular component: cytoplasm; nucleus. NCBI's taxonomy places the organism in Eukaryota, Viridiplantae, Streptophyta, Magnoliopsida, Ranunculales, Papaveraceae.